AAGAUGUCUGAGGUUUGAAAGCCCUUCAAACAUUUGUGAGCCCUGAGAGGAUUUAAUGCUACUGCUUCUACUGUACAGAUAUAAACCCAAAGCCUCUACAUCCGUGAAUUGGGGCCCAAUGGAAUUUGCCUGUGGGUAUGUUUAUGUGCCGCAAUCACUGAGCCAGAGGGAAAUCCAACGAUCCAAUGGGGCUAAACGUUCAGCGCUCCUUCCUCCUGGUAAACCCAUCCGUCCUCGUACUGCUCCUCCUCCUCCUCCCACCCAAACAGUUGAUCCAAGACUCAAAGCAGAUCAGUCGGCUGCUUCUUCACCUGCACAGCUGGAAAAAAGCCGGGAGGUCAGGAUCCCAAAGCCCUUUUCGCUCUUCUACAAAUUUCCAGAAGUUUCCAGGAAAGCAGAGGCAGCUUCUUCCCCCGUAGGAGCAGGGUCUCCAUUGAUGCCACCUUCUCAAAAGACGGCCCUUCUGCCAUCGACUGUGAGAUCUACAGCGACUACCGAUUCUAACAAAAACCCUGCACAGCCCCAUGCCUCUUCUGAUGCCAACAGUCAGACGCUGGAUUAUGAUCAACCGAAUUAUGAGGCUGAUUCCAACAUGCAUCCAGCAGAUAAUCUUUACUCCUUUACAUUACCGGAAGGUCCAAGUGGUAAGGUGAAGGUCCGCCCUGAAUGUGGAAUCAUGUCUGGACCAAGUCCACCUCUGCCUCCAAGACCUUCGUUUAUGAGUCUUACACCAGAAUAUGUGAUGGUACUACCCUCACCUGCUUCGCCUCCUACAACCGCUCAGACACCUCCCUCAACCAAGCCACCACUGUCUACAGAUAAGGGGCCUCUGCCAGGAAAUCCUAAUGUUGUUCUUAUCAGUUUAGGAAAAUUGCUCUCAGAGGAGAGAGAGGCGCCCACACUUGGAGAACCGGUGUUCUGCUCACGAUGCGGCUCAGUGUUGGACAGUUGGCAGAAAGAUGAGGUUGAAGUGUGUUACAUUUGUCAGAGUGGUGAUUUGACCAGACCAUCCAGUGGGCCGAAGAGUCAUAUAAGUACUCAGAAAGAUGAACUCUUUCUGCUUAACCCUGAAGAACAGCGGCUGCCUUCUGCUGAUUCCCUGCUGCUCUUCUGCAUCGACGCGUCAGGCUCAAUGAGCAUCACCUCUGAGGUGUUGGAAGGGGGGCAGAACAGCAACAGAUCCAGACUGAAGUUUGUUCAAGAAGCUGUGUUGCAAUGCGUUCAGAAACUAAGUGACCAACAGCCUGAUGUUCGAGUUGGACUCAUCACUUUCAACUACCAGGUCACAAUGCAUGGCAGCAAUCAUCAUCAAUCACAGCUUCUCAGUGGUGCUGAGUUGAAUGACAGCAGCUUUUUGAAAGAGGCUGCAGCAGAGUUUCCAAUUCCUCCCCCACUUUCACAAACCAAAGACUGCUUACAGAGGCAGAUUCUAGGAUUAUCUGCAAAUGGAGAAACAGCUCUGGGUCCAGCUGCUCUCCUUGCAAUUACAAUGGCCUCCCGACUACCAGGCUCUAAGGUCAUUAUCUGUACAGACGGAAAAGCCAACGCAAAACUAGGAAAUCUAGAAGAAGAGGACAAUGAUGCUCGAACCCUCCUCUCAUCCACCAUCUUCUAUAAGGACCUUGGAGAGUAUGCCGCUAACCAGGGAGUGACCGUGUCCGUGCUGUCUAUUGAAGGAACUGACUGCCGGCUGGAGGAACUGGGAAGACUGGCAGAUCGCACUGGAGGGAAAGUAGUAAUAGCGAAUCCCAACCAGCUGCAUGCAGAGUUUGAAGAGAUAAUUCAAAACAGGACCAUAGCUACACACUGUGCAGUAACCAUACUGGUGCCCAAAUCUCUGCGGAUAAAAGGAGAGAGGGAGGCGGGACACAAAGGGACCAGAGAGGUGGGGAAUGUGAGCAUCGAUACUGAGAUCACCGUCCAGUUUGGAGCAAGUGAAGACACAGAAGUUGUGGCACCAGCCUCUGGCAGCCGUGUCGUCAUGCAGCUUCAGAUCAGAUACAGGAAGAACGGACAGGCUCUGCUCAGAGUGUUUACUGUAGAGAAAGAAGUCACCGCCAACAGCUCAGCGGCUCUGUCCUCCCUCUCUCUGGCCAUCAUUCAGCUCAACUCAUUACAGGCCAGUGCCGCCCUGGCUGUCCGAGGCCGCUUCCUGGACGCCUGGAAGGAGGGAGCUCUGCAGCAGAAGCUUAUUGAAAGAGCAAUAGAGCAUAAUCAGAGUGCAGACGAUGAACAGACAUACCAAAACUGGGUUAAAACCAUGAAGUCUAUAAACAAUAACAUACAGAAUCUAACAAGGCGGAAAAGUAUUAUGUCUGACUCGGAGUCUCUAACAGACGCGGGUGCAGCGCUGCUCUUCACCAUGAAGCACAGCAACAGGAAGUCCAUUUCACUGAAGGAUGAACACCAGUCCCUCCUCUCUUUACCUCGCUAGAAACAGCCAGACAUCCAUGAAUGGAGGAGUUUAAUGUUACAUACAGGCUUUAGCUCACUGGCUUUCUAUAGGAGCAAAAAAUAAAUGAGUUAUACAUUAAACUAUGACCAUUUCUUUCUGACAUGUUUUUUUUUUUUUAACUACAGGGGCUCUGAACCUUAAAUAUUUGUGCACAGACCAUCACACGAUACAGCAGAUUACACAGCAUCACUAUGCAGCUAACACCGAGAGUUUUAUUAGGAUUGUAGAGCAGAAGUAAAUCUUAAGCGAUAUAGGUUGUUUACAUGCAAAAAAUAAAACUAGAUUGAAAAACAGUCAAAUACACAUGGAUUAUGCAAAUGCCAUAAAUUAAAUUUCUGCAAAACGGUUUCCUGCCUUCCAAAACCAGGAACCUGAAUGGACUACACGUGAAAUAGGAUUAAGCACAUUAUGAUGAUGGCUGCUGGGCCAAAACAUAAAUAUGCAUCGAUUUAUGUGGAGCAGCCAUCGUUAAACCAACACGUAACUCUGAACAGAUGUCUAGGAAGCAUUUGUAUGGACCUUUGUUCAGUGUGCUGGGAGAGCAGAAAAUAUUUGGACAAGGCUUCAGUCAGACUGUAGUGAUGCUGAGUGCUUCAGCAUCUCUACAUAUUUUGCAGUUUAACAUUUUUAAACAGCUCAACUUUAUAAAAGCGAUUUUCUUAAAUAUGAAUUCACUACAAUUCCCUUUAUUUUUUUAAUGGCUUUGCACAACAUAUCUUUAUGCAUUCUUACAUCCUGUUAAAUGGAUUCUAAUGUUUUUACUAAGUUUGCAACACGAACAUGGAAUUUGACCUGUGUUCCACUUCUUAGCAGCGAAAAACAUUUAAGCAUAAAAAGGAAUUAUAAAUAUUUCUUGAAAAUAAUAUACAAUUGCAUAAAAGAGAAAGUUAUUGUUGAAUUGAUGCAUAUAUGCAUGGUACCGAUAUGGUUAGUCGGUCUGUUAGCUGUCCAUCAGAGUCUUUAUGGUAGCUAAUUUUUUUUAUUUCCAUCAUACUUUAUUUGAACUUCUCGUAGAGACAAAUCAAA
Molecule: messenger RNA, 3481 nt
Organism: Cyprinodon variegatus (sheepshead minnow)
Lineage: Eukaryota; Metazoa; Chordata; Actinopteri; Cyprinodontiformes; Cyprinodontidae
Product: circularly permutated Ras protein 1-like
Exons: 21
Coding region: 56-2434 (792 amino acids)
Biological process (GO): intracellular protein transport; COPII-coated vesicle cargo loading; endoplasmic reticulum to Golgi vesicle-mediated transport
Cellular component (GO): COPII vesicle coat; endoplasmic reticulum exit site
Molecular function (GO): SNARE binding; zinc ion binding
Source: RefSeq, a predicted model, not a curated record